Molecule: messenger RNA, 1578 nt
Organism: Olea europaea var. sylvestris
Lineage: Eukaryota; Viridiplantae; Streptophyta; Magnoliopsida; Lamiales; Oleaceae
Product: ribonuclease J-like
Exons: 11
Coding region: 202-1566 (454 amino acids)
Source: RefSeq, a predicted model, not a curated record
CUUUCACUUUACAAAGCAAUCUUCUUGCUCUUUGCUUCCCUUUCUUAAACCUUUGCAAAAACACGCACAAACACACGCUAAAUAAUUUUUCUGGGAUUAAAUUUCAAACCCCAGCUUCCUUUUUUUUUUUGCCCCCAAAUUUUAUGAGCUUUAUAUGAAGAUAUAGAUAUACAAACACAUUAUUUGCAUCUAUACAUUAGGAUGGCUGCUUUGAGUGCGACUUCACUAUGCACUAACAAGUUUUUUUGGUGUCAACCAAAACCUAGAAGAUGCUUCUUUUCUUGCUGUACGCCUUCGUCCCCCGCAAAGAGUUCACGGGGUUCCAGUGGCUCCAGAGUACCACGUAGACGGUCUGGAAGAAAAGAAGGACCUGGAAAGAGCAUGGAAGAUUCAGUUAAACGCAAGAUGGAGCAGUUUUAUGAAGGGUCCCAUGGCCCUCCAUUACGCAUAUUACCGAUUGGUGGUCUAGGAGAAAUUGGGAUGAAUUGCAUGCUGGUAGGGAAUUAUGAUCGGUACAUUUUGAUUGAUGCUGGUGUGAUGUUUCCAGACUACGAUGAGCUUGGUGUCCAGAAGAUUAUACCUGAUACAACGUUUAUCAAGAAAUGGAGCCACAAAAUUGAAGCUGUUGUUAUCACCCAUGGUCAUGAAGACCACAUUGGUGCGUUGCCUUGGGUCAUUCCGGCUCUGGAUUCUCAUACACCAAUAUUUGCUUCAUCCUUCACAAUGGAGCUUAUUAAGAAGCGAUUGAAGGAGUUUGGGAUCUUCGUCCCAUCUAGACUUAAAGUAUUUAAGACACGGAGAAAAUUUGUCGCGGGGCCAUUUGAAAUUGAACCAAUUGCGGUCACACAUUCUAUUCCUGAUUGUUCUGGGUUGGUUUUACGCUGUGCUGAUGGUACUAUUCUUCAUACGGGGGACUGGAAGAUAGACGAGUCACCACUGGAUGGGAGAACUUUUGACCGUGAGGCCCUAGAAGAACUCUCAAGAGAAGGAGUAUCUUUGAUGAUGAGCGAUUCAACAAAUAUACUCUCACCAGGAAGGACAAUUAGUGAAACAGUUGUUGCAGAUUCAUUGUUGAGGAAUAUUUCAGCUUGCCAAGGAAGAGUUAUUACUACUCAAUUUGCAUCAAAUAUUCAUCGUCUUGGAAGUGUGAAAGCUGCAGCUGAUUUGACUGGCAGAAAGCUGGUAUUUGUUGGUAUGUCAUUAAGGACAUAUCUAGAUGCUGCAUGGAAAGAUGGAAAGGCACCCAUUGAUCCAUCAACUCUGGUGAAAGUGGAAGAUAUUGAUGCCUACGCCCCUAAGGAUUUGCUUAUCGUCACCACUGGUUCUCAAGCAGAACCACGCGCUGCAUUGAAUCUUGCAUCCCAUGGAAGUAGUCAUUCUCUCAGGCUGAACAAAGAAGACAUGAUCUUAUAUUCUGCAAAGGUGAUCCCUGGUAAUGAGACUAGAGUAAUGAAAAUGCUGAACCGCAUAUCAGAAAUUGGAUCGACAAUAGUCAUGGGCAGGAAUGAGCAGCUGCAUACAUCUGGUCAUGCCUAUCGUGAUGAAUUGGUAAGAUACUUCGAUUAGCUGUUUUCAGAU